CACAGAAGAUCGCGCACUAUAUAUACACCGUGCUUUCGUCAAUUUCCACACUUUCAACAAUGUUACUCUUCAAGCACUCGGUUAUCCUCUGCCUCCUGGGUGUGGUGCACUGCAACGGCCCGAUUAGUNUCCAUCGGGAUGCCCCGUCGACCAGCGGAGAGAUGGCCGUGGCCGGACGGUACUUAGAGGUCGAGGAUAUCGAGAGAUUCGGAGAAAUGGCCAACAAGGCGGCGAAAGUCAUCGAGAAGCUGACCGGCAUGCUCCACCUGAUUGCCGACCCCUCCGAUGUCCCUGACCUACGGAAAGGUCGUCUGGGAGAUAAAAUUCGAGCCUCUGUAGAAACUGGAAAAGCUUUCGUGAGACUGAUCGAGAGUAUCAAUAAGGCCCUCGAGCCUUAUGUUGAAGAAGACAGAAGGUAGACGGAGUGGUCAGUUCAUUAGUGUCGCGCCAGAUGGCUCCUGUGAGACCGAUGACGUCUACUUUGCUUCAUAGACCACUCUGUCAGUCUAUCUGACCAUGUAAUAAAGCAGGAUACUACAGAUCGUGGUUUUACUUUAACUUGGAGACUAAAUAAACAAAUAAGGCUAAAGCUGAAAUAAUGUAUAUUAACAUGUCUUGAUCUAUGAGUAAUGGGAGAGCCUAUGUGAGAUUAGCCGUGAGAAUAAAUACACUGUUGGAGCCUAGUGUUCAAAACCGAUUAGUGCCUCAUCAAAAAGCUCACGAUGUUCACUUUCUUGAUUCUUAUGCCACCCUAAAAAGCAGCUUCUUCCGGGAGUAAGACAGACGGAUAUAGAUUGUGAAUGUAUGUUGACUUGGAGAGUGUAGGAAUAAAUUAAAUAAAACAAAGGCUAAAAUAUAAGUCGGAUCAAAGAUUA
Messenger RNA from Penaeus monodon (black tiger shrimp), 875 nucleotides. RefSeq lists its product as uncharacterized. The transcript has 3 exons. The coding region runs from base 60 to 419 and encodes 119 amino acids. The record is from RefSeq and is a predicted model, not a curated record. NCBI's taxonomy places the organism in Eukaryota, Metazoa, Arthropoda, Malacostraca, Decapoda, Penaeidae.